This is a messenger RNA of Amoebophrya sp. A25, 9978 nucleotides long. The record is from the annotation of a GenBank genome assembly. NCBI's taxonomy places the organism in Eukaryota, Dinophyceae, Syndiniales, Amoebophryaceae.
GGAGUUUUCGACAUUUGUCCAGAAUUAGAAUGAUUACCUGGAACUUCUUGCACAGAAACGACAGGAAAUCUUGGCUUUUCGGUAGUUCUCUCCGGUUUUUGUUAGACAUAAACGGCAAAAGCUCGCGAAAAUGAAGGUGGAUCUCGCUCACGGUCCAUUUUUUCUGACGCAAAUGAUCCGAGACGAAUGAUACUCGCGACAAGCUCCCCCUCUUCUAGUUCCACUCGCUGCCGGCUUCUGUGACCUGCGUGACCAGUGUGAAUCAAGUCGAUGUGGAAGCAAGUAACCAAAUCACGAAGUUACAGGCAUACUGAUCAUCGUGGCAACCUUUGCGUUUUGAUGUCGCGACUUCUCCUCUGUUUUUUGACGUUUCUCUUGGGCAAGGCUCUCAAAAAUAGCGUUGCAUUCAUCGAGAACACAUCUCAAAGCCUCAGGAACAACGUCACUACUGCCACUGGCCAGAAAACAAAAGAGGCUCACUAGUUUGCACCGAUUUCCUCACGUGCAGAAACAUAGGAAACUCCUGAAAACGUGUUCGUAUUCAAGAUCCCAAAGAAAUGGCUUCGACGAUGUGAACGUCUUGUGUCAUUUCCUUGUAAAAUGGUAGGUCUUCAGAGGAAUGCGUGGUGCUCGUCUGUUCCACUCAAGUGCGCAGAUCUUCGAUGCUAAUGCCUCCCAUAAAUCUGAUCGUUGAAGCAAAAUAUUCUCUUCCUUGAAUUCUUCUUGAUUUUAUUGAGCUGAAAGGCAGUGCUAUGGGAACACUAUAGAUCUUGUAUUGAAUUAGGUCGCUCCCCCACCAACAAAACAAAAACGUAAGCUACAAGUCAUUUUCAAUUCAAAAGAAAGCUAAUACUGUCACUGGGUUAUCUCAACCAAGAGCAAGAAUAAAGACGGACAAGUUAGAAAGAUGACUUCUGGCCACCGAACAAAGUGGGUGCUUAUACUUGUCGCGUGGGUGUUCACAUAAUUUUAGUGAACCGCUUAACAGUUUUUUGUGUCAUGAAAGCUACCAGGGCGUCCGGCGCAGCUACACGAUCCUAAUCAAUAUGCCGUCUUUUGCAUAUUACCUAAAUAUCUAAAUUACGGCUCCUCAGCAGCCGCUAAAGUCUGCCACAUCGGAUGGUAGGCCCCAACCUAACCUAACCUAUUACAAUUAGGUUUCAAGUGCCUGUCCUUGGUAAAUGGGGCUAGGCAAGCUUUUGGUGUCUGCUCUCAUGUAGUUCCUUCCUUAGGUCGAUGAGCCUUGGCUUAGUGCAGCCUUGGCUUAGUAUGCGGGCCGUGGGCCUCGUCGUCUUUAGGAGAUCAUGGCAUCUUAGUCUUUAAACCUCCACUGAUUGGAAGACUUCUAGCAAAAUGGGCUGCUCGAAUUCGAAGGCUGCCGAACGGCGCCGUCUGCGUGCUGCUGCAGACGGAACCCCCAACUCUCCAUGCCAUAAGAGUGGAGGCGGAAGUAGCCCGGGAGGUGCAUCACCGACAUCAUUAAAGGGUCUUUUUGGUGGCAAUGGCGAUGUUGGUGCUUAUCUGCAAUGGCUGAUCGACCUGAAUGGCGAUGUUGCUGCUGUUGAUGGCGAGAAGAAGGAGACAAAAUGUAGAGAUGGUAGACCAAUGGUGCAAGUCCCGUGGGACGCGAUGGUUGCGGUGGUGUACUCGCAGCUUGCUUUGUUACUAGAUUUCCGGAGUCGUUAUUUGGGGUGGAUUUUCGCUGAACUUUGUGGUCUGAAAACGAGUAAGAACGACCAGAAGGACGACCUUUCUACCAACGAACUCUUCACCCAAGGAAACAAAAGCUGCGACAGCCUCAUCAACAAAUUGGCAACAUUGCUGGCCCGAAACUGUAUACAACAAGCACAAACCGUGCAAGACCAAGAUCACAACCAUAAGCGUAAUAUUACCAGUGGUACGGAUAAUCAGAACGAUUCCUCAGCAACGUUCGCAGACGAGCAGAAUGGUUCUACCUUAGCCUCUGCGAUCGUGCGCAAUAAAGGUACGAGUAAAUCAAGCCAAGCCGAGACCCUGGAAGAGAGGGGACUAAGUCCGGGCGAUGUGAGUAUAUUCGAUGUGGACGAAACUAUCCACACAACGGGGGCCAAUCUCAGUAAAGGAUCCCGAUUAAGCGUGAGCCCUGAGGAACGCUUUCUUGGACGGCUGUUUACCGCAACUUCUACGGCAUUGAACAGCGCUGCCGAAAACAACAAUUUCAGUGUGGUUGAUUCGCCCUUGUACUAUCACGAUUCGUCGUCUCCGGUAGUGGCUUCAGAAAGCGGUGCUUUGGAACAUGGCAUCAGUCUCAGCUUGUUGCAACAGAUGACGGACAAGCUAGAGGCCGCGCCACGAUGGCAAGGAUUGUGGCAUGAUUGUUGGCGGGAAGUGUGUUUCAAACAGACACCUUCAAGCAUGCAGCGAUUGUUGCUUUUGCAGCAAAGACUCUUGCUUCUCGCACAAGCGGUGGUGAGAUUGAGAGAGAUAUUACGUACAACUAGUUCUACUUCUGCUUCUGAUUCCAACAUUGUGCCAUCGGAUGGACAUGGAGUUGCUGGAAGCAACUACCCCGCAGCUAGUGAGGGCACUAGUGCGCUUGCACGUCGCGUUCUAGGCUUGGACAUCGCGACAGCAUCGAAGGGAACAACAACUGGAGGAGACGUAAGUUCCUAUAAUAGGGUCGUGGAAAAUUCAACAUCUGGAGGAAACGUAAAGCUUCAGGGAAAUAUGGAAGUUGAAAGCACUACUCGAGAAGACCUGUACUGUGGUUGGCGAGUCGUGCGCAUUUUCACCGAAGAAGAAUGGAAGGCUGCUAAGUUAAGGCACGGAUAACAGUCUUGCCUUUCGGAUAAGCGGCUAGACUAUAAUUGAGGUUUCUCGUUGUAGUUUUUGAUAUUCGUCUCGUAUUAAAGUCCGUUCGACGCUUAUAGCCCAAAGAGAAGCAUAAGAAAUCAUCUUUUUAACAAUUGCAGCAACGUGUCUUUUUCAGAUGGAUCCCCCAAUAGAAACCAACUUACUUUACUUCUUUAAAAUAAGCUGCAGCUCGGUGUGCGUUUUUCACUGGGAAAUUGAUAUUCCUCGUGGAGCAUCUUGGAAGGAGGUACAGCGUCACUGCCGGAUCGACAGUGUCCGAAGUGGAAGUUGCUGGUGUACUACAACCUGCCAGCAUAGGAGACGUCAAUGGUCCUCAACCUCAACAGAUCAUGACUGUGACACCCAAGCGCGUGUAUUUACGGUUCUUUUCAUCUCCCACGACUGGGCAGAGUUCUUCAGGGGCGGCAGGGGAUGACUCUAAGACAAAUGUUGGCGCUUCAUCACCAGCAAAACCCAUAGAAUGCGAGCUAUCUUUUGAGCCUUUUCAAAAAAGGAAUGAACUGGAACAUAUCAAAGGCAUCGAGAUGGACAAAGCGGAUGAAGAGGUACAGGUGCUAUAUUCGUCGUCAACUAGUAGUAGUACAGGGCGAAAAUGGCUAGGGGCACAUGGAUGCGUACAAGCUGGUUGUAAUGUCGACAGCUGCAGAUCAAGUGAAUCAUCAAGAUCAAGGUCAAUAGAAGACACGUUAUUUUCUGCAUUUGAUGAAGGCAAUAGCAAUACAAGAAUAUUAAGAACAGAUGAAUCUACAACAUCAACUACGACUUCAGAGACGACACAUGCGGUUGUAGAACUACAUCUUCCGAUAACAGCAGGUGCUUGUGGUGUUACCAUGUUAUCAGACCGAGCAGAGCGAAAAAAAGAACGUAGCUGGUCUGCAUCGCCAGAAAACUUUCCCACGCAGCACCCUGAAAAUCUCGUAGGACAUUUUCUCACCAAUGCCUCUCUAAAGGGACUGAUGAAGGAAUUGGCCUGGAGAAAGACAAAGAAAGCACCAAGUAGACUGAGGUACCCGACUUCCGAUGCGCUGCGACAACUAUUACGAAAGCACGAUUUGCCAUUACGUGCUAUGCCUUUGGUGCUUCUUCUACUGUUACCCCCAAGUGGGCUUCUGCAAAUGAUGCGGCAGUCGGGAAAUGAUUCAGGCCCGGCCCGCUUUGCUUGUCUCAAUCCCACAGCUGGUUGUUGUACGACCAGCCCCUGGCUAGCAGUUGUUGCAGCUGAUUUCGUAGCGUCUACGGUGAAACAUCUUUUGCGAAUGUCCGAACCUGGAGAGGGGCUUGACUCUAGUAUACCUCAAUCUCGCAAAAAGAACACUGCUAACUUUUCUAGUACGCGCAAGACUUCUAGACCGACAGCAACAAAGUAUGACCGAUUGCUGCAGUAUUUGGCUCCGUUAUUCUGGGGAGCUGAGUGUGGUGGGGAGACAGAAACUUCUGCAGAAGUACUACCUUCUUCUUCGUCUUCACGACAGAGAGAUAGGACUGCAACAGGGAUGAACGUCACAGUACCACAAGCACAAGCAGAGGAGUCUUCAGGAGGAGGCACUUCUAAACGAAGUGGCGAUAUAGGUGCAAGUCCCGGUAUUGAGUCUGCCACGUCCUCCUCACCAGGGCAAUUGAGUCCAUCACCAUUAGAAAUCUCACCCACAGCCUCAAAAGUGCUGAACUUUGCGUGUAUUUUGCGAGUAACCUCGUGUCUGCUCGAAUACGGGUUGGCAUGCUGGCCUCAGACAGAAGAUGUACUUGUGGGGACAACAGGAGAGAACCUAAAAGGUGCAAAUAGUGGAGGCCGCAGCCCGAGCUCAGCGAGUCAAACUAGAAGUGGAGAGGCGAGAACUCAAGCCCUGUUUUCCUCCAUACAGUCUAGUGCGAGUUUCAUUCUCGCGCAAGUUUUUGCCAUAGUAAGACGGGAACCAUUGAUAUUGUGUCGUGCGUUGAGCUACCACAUCGGCGGACAGUUUGGGAGUUUGGAUUCAGUUCGUUCCGUGCUAGUUCCGGAUUUGGGUGUGCUUUUACCUUCGAACUCAAUGAAUUUCCAGCGGAUUUGGCGACCACUAGACGAAGCAGGCCUUGAACGACUCAUAGUAAGGCAAGAUUCGGCAGUUGUAGUUGUAGAGAAGGGGAAGAACUCUACAACCAUUGUUGAACAAGAACAUCCAGAGCACGUGAGUGCAGCGCGAGAGCUCUUCGCUAGGUUGCUAUCGGAAAGCUUGAAGAUAGCUGCAUCUGCAUCCCAAGAAUACUAUAAUAAUGAUCACAGCAUGUUAGCGAUCUUUUCUCGAGGUGCCGUCAGCCUCGGGCAGUCUAUGCGUGGUGAAUUCGUCAUGGGGCGCGUAAAGUGCAUUCUUCGUGUAGUUCUGCGCACUUUGAUAGAGCACGAGGAAAAAUUCUUAAAUGAAAAACUUGAGGUCAGUACUAACGCAGUUGUGGUUCCACCUCAACUCUCCAUUCCUUCUCACGCGGCUGAUAUAAGUGCGGAAGCGUAUAGGCGGUUGGUCUGUGCUUUGGAUAAUCCUAGUGCUGAUGAAGUGAAGGCCGCAGUGCAGCUCGCUAGCACGCGGCCAUCGUCCCCGAAAAGAACCGGAGACGAUAGCAGCCCGAUGGCCGGUUUGAGUGCGCCUGCAGUGUCUGUUCCGGCUUUGCCUCAGACCUUCGCAGCUGGUUCGUCUGGUCCUUCCUCUACUGGUGCACCCGCAACAACAACGACUGCCUCGUCUGGUGGCAACGUGUAUAUGAGGCUCGGCAAGUUGUUGCAAGAGGUUCCUGCGUUGUUAUCGCAGUUGUCGUUUGUCCCGCCAGAAAUUCUAGUAGCUCACUGGGCUCUCCGAGGUUUCCUCUACGAACGACAGGGCGAAGUCGAUAUCAGCAAUAUCGACUACCAACAAGCAUAUCAAAUCUUGGAAGACUUGUAUGGUGAUGCCAGAGUCAAGCGAACGAAAACCGCUACUACGAGUACUACUAUGGCAGGAGGUGUGGUUGAAACAGCCCAAGAACAUCGUGAGGCCAAAGCAGGAGGAGACGUGAGAACAGGCAGGAGUAGCAUGAGUUCGAGUCCGGAACGAGGAGUUCAACUAGAAAUUCGAGAGUCUUCUUCACCUUCACUAUCAAAUAGAAACUCUCUCCACCCAGGGGGGCGUUCGUCUGGAGGGUUCGGACAUCCUUUUGGCGUGUUUUUAGCUUGGCGAUUGCAACAAAUAGCACACCUGAAAGGUGACGUCAAAGGGAUUGAUAAGUUUGGGGAUGUUUACCGCGCUCUACGUCGACAUUGGCCAUCGACCGGAUUUGGCUGUGGGCCACCCUUUGCAGCCGCACAAAGUCAGCCUCCACGUAGCUCUCUAGAACCGCCUGAAAUAGCGCGGCUACUCUUCGUCAGCGAUGCACAUUGGAUAGAACAUAGACCUGCUAUUCCAGAACCUUGUCCACCAAGUACAGCACAAACUAGAACAGCACAAACAGACUCAGAUCAUUCGCAACUGCAACAACUGCGUAGUCGUCUGUUCAGUGUUUGGUUGCAUGAGCAAGAGAGUCUCAUCAAAGGCGAUUCCAGUCAGUUGCGCUUCACGAAAAACGUGGCACCUCAGAUGCGCAAUAGGUUCGGCAGUAGCCCUUCAGACGCGGACCAUUACGCUACAGGUGGACAGGAGAUUCGACGUGGAAGUGUACUAGUUUUCGGCUCGAAUGUUAUGACGGCUGGAUCUUUCUAUUUUUGAUGACUAAUCAAACUACAAUAACAUCUAUCACUGCAGGGAAGAUACAAGAGACUGUAUAAAAUCCAAAUCGACACAACGAAGUCAGUUGUACACCUACUUUGCUUUCUAAGAUCCCGCACGGGCAGUUAGGUCUAGGACACUUUCGACGUACUAGUAGCGCUGCUGGACACAAUGUUGGGGAGGACGUAGAGUGGACGAGCCGUCCGAUUCGACUUAUGGCCUUGAUGGAAGAACGCAUAGUCGACGUCUCAACCGGGUUGGGCUCGCAUACUAUAGUGAGAACAGCUGAGAAAAACGAACUCUGGGGAUGGGGGCAUCGGACGAUGCCGGAUGAUCAGAGUCGAGGAAAAAAGGACGAGGAGAAGCACGACCCAAUGAAAGGAGCGUCAUCUUCUAGUACGAAUUCUUCUACCUCCACCAUGCAAAUGAAUCCCAUCGCAACGCGACUGCGUAAAUUUUCAGUAGAAGGAUCUUCAUCAACUAGGCCGCUUCCGUCGACAGCGUCAUCCACUGGAGGAGCAAGAAGAUUUCAACACGAAUCUACUUGUAAAACCGGUGACUACACACUUGACGAGGUUUUCGACCCCGGCAAGUGUUCAUUUUGUUCAAGCACAACAAGUAGUGGAGACGAGGAGGACGAUGAUGAUGAUGAUGAUGAUGCUGUCACUGCUGCACCUGCUCAGAAAGCAGAAUCUCAAGGGUCGUCUCGACAACACCUCAAUGUCCGUCCCAUCCGCCUGCCAUGGGAUCCUAGAAUGCCAGUGGACAAGAUAGCUUGCGGUGUCCAUUUUACUGUGGUGCUAUCCUCUGGGUCUGUAUUCGUUCAGGGCUUAUUCGAUGAGGACGGCAAUUGGAGCGGCGCAGAUGGUAUUUUCGGCACGUCUGAUACUAGGUCGGCGAUAGCAGAUCGUAGGAGUAGGUUUAGGAGAGUAAUAGAGUUUGGAAUGGCUUCUUCUACGGUCAAAGAGGUUUCAGAUAUGGGUAAUGCAGAUGAAGGACAAAAACCGGGAGAGGAAGAUCUAAAGAAUCUUUGGUCCAAAGAUUCCAAGAAUAUCAAUAUUCGUAUAGCAGAUGUGGCCUGCGGCAGCUUCCACGUCUGUGCUCUGGACACUUUAGGCCGCGCUUUUUCUUGGGGCCGUGGUGAAGGAGGCCAAUUAGGUAUUGAAUUGGCCAGGUUAGAGCCUGCAUUUGAAGCAGCCGGUGACACAUUGGUUCAGAGCCCGCUUCUGGUCGACACUUUUGGUACUACGAAUAAUGCUCCUGCUCUACAGGAGCAGGGUGGAAAAAGUCCCAGUACGUGGUCGCAGACAUCAAGUGCGAUGCUGCCUCCUGGAGAAGGAAACGCUAAUACAACUAGUGCGUCGGGACAAGCAAGCCCACCCGCUUUCUUAGUCCAAGUGUCUUGUGGGGAAGUGCAUACUUGUGCAUUAGACAGCAAGGGAGUAGUUUGGUCCUGGGGUUGGGGCGAGUUUGGGCAGCUAGGACUUGGAUCGGCAGGUCGUGAGAGCAGACAAUGGACGCCACAGGCGGUUGCGACAAAACACUUCGACGGGAAAAGGAUAUUAUGCAUGGACGAUGUUGUGUUAACGUAUCUACUCCCCGUUUAGUGUUCACCUUAAAGGCGCUGCAAAGGUCCUUUAGUGUGUUCACAUUAAAGGCCUCUCGGGGGUCCUUUAGUGUUGACGUUAAAGGCGCUGCAAAGGUCCUCUAGUGUUCACAUUAACGGCGGCGGCCCCUUAGUGUUCACGUUAAAGGCAGGGCGUGUGGCGCGAUUUUUAAACUAUUCUAUAUCGAGGAUACUGCACCAUCGGGAUUGUGCGCUGUAUUAGACCAUCAUCCGCAAGCAGAACAACUACAUUACCACUUUUUAUGUGCGUUGUCAUACUCAUUCCUGGCUCCGUUCUUUUCCGCCCUCUCCAUCCACAAGAAGGAGUCACGUCUCUAUCCAAAAGAAGGAACUCCUGUCUAAUCAUCCGUCAGAUAAGUUGUGGUGGAGCAUUCUCAAUUGCGAUUACUGAUGUGGAGACUGAGGAAAGCUAUAGCGAAACGCAGUCGAGCCCACAACUUAAAUUAAGGCUGGAGCUAAUCAUACAUCUUUGGACGCAUGAUCCUUGAAGCGCAUGGGGGAGUAUCUAUCACAAGGGAGCGCUCCCUUAUACUUUUCAAGGAUGCAAAUGAAAGAUGAACUACGGACAGAUCUAAUUAAAGCUGGAGGCACAAUUUUUGGCUCAGCCUAUGCAGGAGGAGGCAAAGUCUACGCAUGGGGAACGAAUGACCAAGGUCCAAUGUAAAUUAGAAUUACGUGAUCUACUCAGAGUUAGAAAUUUUAGAUUUAGCUCCCUUUUUACCUCUUCUACUAAGUUAGACUUUGUUGGGUUUUGGAUUUAUUCUCGGGGGGUAACAUUAUACUCAUACAACGAGCCCAACAAAGAUUCCCCCACUACAUUCGACUAGAUGUGGUUACGUGGCGAAGUGCUUGCUUGCCUGGUUUUCAAAAAAUCCUUUGUAGGACGAGAAACCAAAAUCAUCAAAGAAUGGCAGCCUCGUCGUCUCUUAGCAGGCUGCUUCGAUUAGCCACCUACAAUGUUAUGAUAUAUCUCAUUAUUCUCGGGGGGUAAGCUAGAGAUAGUAAAAACCCUCCUCCUGUCUUAUCUCAAUCUCGAUCAUCUGUUCCCUUCCCAUUCAGGUCAAUGCGGCAUGCCUCCCGUUGCCGGACGUACAAUGGAGAUUCUUGCACCACGACAAGUUCUAGCCUUGGCUCACACGCGUAUAGUCCAAGUGUCAUGCGGCUUGCAGCACGUGCUUGCGGUGGAUAGCCAGGGUCGCGUCUUCUCCUGGGGCAGUGGAGGUCACGGACAACUGGGAACGCGGAGCUUACCAAGGUUAAGGAUCGAGUGUGAAAGGUUAGAGGAGGUAAAUGGAGUGGUGAACAAGAAUACUCGUCUCCUGUUAAUUCAGAUUUCCUUUUUUCCUCUCUAAACCACGUCCGCCAACCACCUCCAGCGACGUCAGCUGCUUCCUCCAUAACAGAUACGCCGCAGAUGUUACAGUGCGUAGGACGCGUUCGGAUCACGAAGGUCGCGGCAGGGCGCGAGCAUUCGGCUUUGGUUACUUGAUGGAAUUAUUAAAGAAAACUUUCCUGUGCUAGGAUUCAUCAUGGGAUACUAGAUUAUAGUUUUACCAUGAAAAUAGUCAACUAUCGAAAAAAAUCACCACGAUGCCGGAGUCUAACAAGCGUGACUCUAAGAACUCUUUCUAUGCGUAUGCUAUUGUUGAAAUCGGAUGUAAUGGUUGUGAAACAAGGCUUGUCAGAAAUACGGUUUGAUUUACAGAGCAAGCAAUUCGUCAGCCGCGGAUCAGCGAGGAAACCUCAUCAAGAUUAAGUGGUCCGAAAGAGCCACUUCAUCUGACUGAU